Messenger RNA from Iphiclides podalirius (scarce swallowtail), 1044 nucleotides. The record is from the annotation of a GenBank genome assembly. NCBI's taxonomy places the organism in Eukaryota, Metazoa, Arthropoda, Insecta, Lepidoptera, Papilionidae.
AUGGAUGGAGUUAUAACGGAUCAUAGUGAUUCCGAUUCUGGUGAAAGUUGGACCAUCUUGGAGCAUUCGCCGCAGGACUCUCAAGAUGUACCAGAUUUUACUAAAGAUUCAACUCAAAGGGUACUAUGUAAUGAAAAGGAUGAAGAUACUGAUGGAAUAUCAAUUAUAAGCGACAGUGACCAUGAUAACUCUAUACUACUCACAAAUAUAGAUGAGAUACGCCUCAAUGAACAAGAAAUAUCAGCAGAGAAUCACAUGUCUUCACAUAUAGCAGUUUCACCUCAGCACUCAACUUUAGAAGAGAAAGACAACUUGAUUUUACCAUCUAAGCCAACAAUCUUGAAUGAUUCCGAUAACAAUUCACAACACAAAUCUCAAAUCAAGAAAGUUUCAUACGCAGAUUCUGUCAAAUUAGAACAAAAAAAUAAACUUCAAAAAGAAGAAAUUGAGAAAAAAAUAGAAAAAGAACAUUAUGAAAGUAGGAAGAAGAGGAUGAAAAAGCAUAUUGAACCAAGCCUGGAGAAUGUGGUGAGCGAGGAAGAAAUAAAAAAAGAUGACAGAUAUAAUUGUCAUAAGUGCAAAAACAAUAGGAAGAAGACUGAGAAAUGGCGUAAAAAGCAACUAAGGAGAACCAAAUAUGAUCGAUUUGAGAUCAAUGACCAACUCAAAAUUUUUGAUGAAAAUAAAAAAUUACAAGAAAACGAAAGUAAUGGUGAGAACUCACAUCAUAUUAGCAAUGUUAAUUUAAGUUAUAAAACCGAGAGUCAGGACAAUUUAAAAAAAAACUUGGAUAAGGCAGAGAGUACACUAAAAGCAAAUGAAAAUCCUGAGAAGGAAAAAAGAAGCAGUUGGUAUGAAAAAAGGGCAGCCAUGCGAAAGGAUUCAAGAAAAGAACUAGAACUGGAACUAUUUGGUGAGCAAAAUUUGAACGAUUCCGGAUGGUACUUUCGACGUAUGAAGAGACGAGAGCAAUGUCGAGCCAAAGCUAACAAUAUCACGAAUAAGAAAGGAUCCAAGCUCAAUAUGAAUUUUAAAAUGAAAUAC